AUUCAUUCGAGCAUGAUGAUGUAGGUGGUCAUGCCAUCGCUGGCAGGCCAAAGAUAGAUGGAUAGAAUGAGGGAAGGUACAAGUUCACAUUAGCCACACAUUACUGUUUACUUCAUCGUAUAAAGCUUUUGUGGCCGUGGCUGGCAUUGUCCAUUUCACCUUCCUUGUCCUAUGGUCUACAAAUAGCCCUACACGGCACUUGAACUUAAGAUUCCAUUGAGCAAGCAUUUCCCUGCACAGUAUUCUAUGUGUUCUGACUACAAAUGUGCGAGGAAGUGCAUUACCGACAUGUUGUCUAAGAAAGAAUUGUCAACAUUCCGGAACACACCGUGGGGUCACCUUUUGGAUAUACCGGACUUUCAGUUUUGUGCCCAAAUUGUGCACAUGUUGCUCUUACGCCUUGUGAAGCAACAGCCUGAAGAUGAGCUCUGGUUCAAUGUGGAGGGUAAAAUUGUAGAAUUCACAUACAAUGAUUUCUGCCGCAUUACCGGAUUACCAGUGGCAGCCCCCAGACCUGUCGUGGCCGAAGAAGUUGAAGAAAACUCUGAUGAACAGGCUGAAGAAGUGGAAGAACCUGGGGAGGUUGCUACCACAUACUUUAAAGGAUCUUUGGAUAUCACUUACUUGCAGUUGAAGGAGAUGGUUCAAAUGGUGCGUCCUACUAGAAAAGGCAGAGCGAUGCUAGGUGUGAAGCUUGCAUCCUUGUACAUGAUUGAGAACGUAUUGCUCGGAAGAGACAGGUCAACAAGGAUUAGCAGGAGGUCUAUUCAGCUGGUAAAUGACUUUGAGGAGUUCAAGAAGGAGCCGUGGUCCAGAGACGCCUACCAUUCGCUGGUAACCGAUUUAAAGAAGCUUCUUGAUGGCCAGGAACAGAAGUUUUUCGACAAUAAAGCUAACAACCCUGAUUACAAAAAUGCAAAGUUCUCGGUCUACGGUUUCCCAUUGCUCCUAC
Molecule: messenger RNA, 952 nt
Organism: Cuscuta epithymum
Lineage: Eukaryota; Viridiplantae; Streptophyta; Magnoliopsida; Solanales; Convolvulaceae
Source: the annotation of a GenBank genome assembly